UAGAGGACAUUUGAUUGGUUAAUUUUUCUCCGACGGUCCGUUUGUCUUAUGUACUUGUUGGAACAACGCGGAAGCUGAAUAGCUGAGAUCUCGCAUCGGCCAUCGGGGAUGAGUACCAGCGUGCGUAAGAUCAGCAUAGCCUCCGAGCCUGACCAGCCCUUUUUUCUGAGGUUAGACUGGGCGGACGACCUUGGCGCAGGAUUUGUGGUCGUUCUGUGCGAUGGCACGUUUGCUUGGAGCGGAGAAGUGUCUGAAGACGAUGUGACCCGGGAGGCCCAGGAGCUGGAGAUGCAGAGGGAGAAGUAUGUGCAGGACCUCCACCUGGCCUUGGUUGGAGGUGACCAGAUAGGGGACUACAGCUUCCACCUGUCCCCCAGCCAUGCUCAGGGUGGGGCUGUCCACCUGUCCUACGAGAAAGUGCUGAAAGACUUCUCAUUUAAGCUUGGCGUUGUGGAACUGCAGACCGUUCCAGAUCCAGUGGACGUAAUCAAGGACCUCAUCAGCCAUGGUCUGGAGAGAAGCACUGAGCUUCAGGCCAGAAACAUGCAGCUGCAGGAAGAGAAUCAGCGACUGAGACAGGAACAGGAGCACAUCACCUCCGAGUUAGAGAGGUAUGUCCAGGGCAAAGAGGUCCUGGAACGAGAGCUCUACACUCGCUUUGUCUUAGUGCUUAAUGAGAAGAAGGCGAAGAUCAGAAGCCAAAAGGAGAACAUUGAGAAGUUGCUGGAGGAGCUGGAAAAGAAUGCGCUGAGGAGGGAGGCUGAUCUGGCAAAGGGCAGGGCUCCUUCAGAGAGUGCCGGGAGUCCAUCCAGAGUGGGCGACACCUACGAGGGCAGCACAGAUGAAGAGCAUUCUGGGAGCACCCACUCACCUCCAGCGCCGGAGCGGCCCAUGGAUGAAAAACCAGCCUGUACCUCCUUUGAUGACAGCCUGACUGACAUUAUUGAUGUCGCACCUUGUCGCAAACGUCGACAUCGGCAUCUGCAGAAUCCCCGGGUAGAAGUCGAGAAGUUAUCUGAAGAGAGACGAGAAAGGAAAAGGAAGGAGACAAAACAAGAUCCACUUCUUAUUCGGGAAGAAGAAAACGCUGCAGCCAAAGCCCGGGUUGAUCCUGAGGCAGAUGACCUGUUUGAUGACUUCUAAGGAAUGUUUGUACAAAGGAGAUGUGGAUUUUGUAACUGUACUUUCUUUGUCUAUUGAUUAUCUGUGUAAUCCAGGUUACACCUGAUAAAAAAAUGAAUGCUAAAUUUAACAAGUGUGUGUGUGUGUGUGUGUGUGUUUUUUUGUAAAGGAAUCAUAUGUUAAUGAAUUGUGCUCUAUAUUGUGUUGAUUAAUGCUUAUUCAUCUUCCAGCUGCUUGUCUAGUACAGGGUUGUGGGAUUAAUUCUUAGUACUGAAGAUACUUUCAUUGUUUGUUAUAAUCGUAUGUUGCAUGUUGCCUCCAAGAUUUAACCGAUGUGAAAUGAAGCAUGCAAAAUGACAUUGGAUGAUUUAGCUGUUUAUUUAAUAUGUAGUAGGUACAAUUUUUUAAAAAGAAGAAAACAUGCUGCAAUCAUACUUACUGUUGGUUGCAUAAUAAAUAAUGACUUCAUGCCAAGUGACCAAACUUCAAUGCCACACAGAAGCCUUUGGUAUUCAGUGAGUUCUGCAAGUCCAACAUUACUCUGGUUUCCAGGGAACAGGGCUUUAAUGAAAAUGUAUUGCUCAUUCUAGAUGAGGUUGAAAGGGUCAUUUCUUGACCUAAAUAUCAUACUUCCUAUUCUGGGAUUAGGAACUGAUCCUGUUUCAUACAUCACCGAUAUACCAGAAUUCGUCAGGGAGCAGGCUGUUCUGUGUCUAAAAGUUGCCAUUGGAGUUAAUUUUGUCUUGGAAUUAUACAGAUACAUUGUGGAAUUGUGGAAAUGUCUGUGCCUAUGUGGAUUCAGUUCACAAAAAUCUAACAUCAAAUUUUCAAGCACCCAACACCAGCUCUUGACGUGACGAAGACUUAUGUUAGACUGCUUAACCAGGGAAAGGACAUUGCUAAGUUAAAGAUAAAGUUUCUCUCAAAUAAAUUUACUCUUCUAUAACCAUUAGCGUGUCAGCACUAAUAGCUUUUGUUUUUUAAGAAAAUAACUAAAUGGCUGGAUCGUUAUUUACUGAAAACACAUUGGCUAAUAAAUGAGUAAUAACAUAAAAAUUAUCAUCUGUAACACAGACAGGCCAACAUUUAGCAGAUUUAACCCACUCUGACUGGAUGUGUACAUAGUAGAUUUAUAAUACUGGAAGAUUCCACAAUGACUCAGAGGUAAAUGCUGACUAUAAAUUAUAUUUUACUGAAGUGGAAGUAGGCCUACGUAGGAACAUAGGCCUACGUAAAAUCCCCUUACCAGGACCGGUUAUGUAUGAUUUUUGCAUGUUUGCCAAGAACAGCAUGCACCUCACUAGGUUUCAUUUUUUGUCACAUAAACUUCCGAUUAUAACUGUCAAGUAAUGCAUUCCCUUUUAUUCAGAAAAAAACAUGCACAGAUAGAAUGUAAUCUUAAUAUCUUAAGAGAAACGUUGACGGAUCUCAAUUCAAUUCAAAAAAAUUUAUUUGUCCCUGAGAGGCUAUUUAAAAGGCAUAGAGAUAUAUUACAACGGAGGAUGUAUUUCAUUGCAGAGCUGAUUAUAACUAAGCCAAAAGAGCCCUAAAUAUGUGCUGGUGGCACCAUUUCAUCCUAAGGCUUAUGAAAAACAAUAAUACAGGGGGAUGCAUUAUAUGACAAGCCCAAUUUUCUAGUUGCCGAGAUUUGCAUCAUCACCCAUUUUUCCAGCCAUGAUGCCUGAAGCGUAUCUGAAAUUUUCACUGUUAAGCCAAAACUGCCUAAAACACAUGCUGGUAACUCCAUUUGAUUCAAAAGUGUGUAAAAACAAUGGAUUGUUUAAGCUGACAUCAUUGUCAAAGUACGCAUAAACGUAAAAGAAGGGGCGUCCAUAUUACCAGGGAAAGUGUUAGACAAUCAUGACUAUCGACUAUCGUGUGUUUGGCUGUAGUAACAACCAUAAGAAAAAAUCCAAAUCUACGCAUAUUUUUGUAAAAAUAGGCAAAGAAACAAGAACUAAUAGGAAGAUAACAAAGUUUUAUUAAAAACCAUCGAUCGAAAGAACUUGAAUGACGAUACUGUCAGGAGUGGUAGGAUCUGUGUCCUGAACAUUUCCUUACAGGCAGGUUAGAUCCACACAAAUGUACUUUUUUUUUACAUAAAUAUAUUUCAAACUACAAUUUAUCUUUCAGGAAUAAUAUGCGAAGUCAGUCAAAAAUAUGAUGCCGAUUAUUGACUACAUCAUAAGCAGUUAAGGUAUGUAUGUACCGGUGCCUUCCAUAUUAGGGGUAUAGAAGUGUCAUAAUUGAUGAUGAAAUGUUAAAAACAUCCUGUACUCCCUAGUGAGUUUUUAUCUGUAAUAUCUUGAAAUAAAAUUAAUACAAUUCUUA
Molecule: messenger RNA, 3453 nt
Organism: Brienomyrus brachyistius
Lineage: Eukaryota; Metazoa; Chordata; Actinopteri; Osteoglossiformes; Mormyridae
Gene: xrcc4
Product: X-ray repair complementing defective repair in Chinese hamster cells 4
Exons: 8
Coding region: 109-1143 (344 amino acids)
Biological process (GO): response to X-ray; immunoglobulin V(D)J recombination; positive regulation of ligase activity
Cellular component (GO): DNA-dependent protein kinase-DNA ligase 4 complex; nucleus; DNA ligase IV complex
Molecular function (GO): DNA binding
Source: RefSeq, a predicted model, not a curated record